AUGCAGAAACUGACAAAUAAGGAGAUUACUCCUCUUGUUGACGUCCCAGUUCAGCGAACCGGAAAAACAGGAGGUAGGCUACUUCACUUUUGUGGGUGUUUAUUGAUAUUCAAGUGCUUUGAAAGAGCUGCAAGUCACUAGUAGACCUUAUCACGGUUUAAGCCAUCUUUAUGGGUUACCAAACACUUCACUUCUGAAAAAUUCAUGAACUGGAAACUUUAUGGACUUUACAGAAACAAAUUGGGGAAUUUAGCUGUGCUAGAAAGCUUGCGGUCGUGUUUUGAAAUUUCCAUACAGAUUGUCUCUAUAAGUUUUUUCCGCGAACCAGCCGACAUUAGAGAAUUGCUAAAAAAAGUUCGCGGGAAAAUAAUUAGAGGAAUGUAUGAAAUGUUCCAUUCCAAAGACUACAGGAGGCUUUCUAGGACAGCUACAUCCCUUAAAAUUGGUCCUUAAAAUCCUUUUCCUAGUGCCUAAAGUUUCCAAUUCAUCAAUUCUUCAGAAGCGAAAUUUUAUGAAUAUUAUUUAAAAUCAGAUUUCCAUAUAAACACUGUUAUUUCAGACGUGUUUGCCUUUCCAUUAAGAUGGCUUCCAAAACCAUGAUAAGAUCUAUGCAGACUGCAAACUCACUCAAACUCAUUAUUACUCAAACCCGGCUUUGAUAGACCACCUAAACUAGACUCAGUACUUCAGUUUUUCUUGUUGUUUAUGCGGAAGGAGGCUGUGAGGAAAUGCGAUGCCAACUGGCAACUAAAGAUUUUUGUAUGAUGUUUGUCGAAAAGACAAUAUAAUUUAACAGCCUUUACCAAUCAAAGCGACACAAACUGCAGAGAUAUAAAUUUGAUUAAAAGCCGCUUUCAAAUCAAUAGUAUGCAUGGCCAGCAAAAAAACCUUAAUAACAUAGCCUGUCUACAUGCAUAUGCGAAGCAUGCUUAAAAGCCUCGGGUGGCUCCACAUUUGCAUCAUCUAAAAGGGUGCGUGUUCUUUAUAGUCUAACCACCCCCUGAACUCACCACCUUAACGACAGACGUUCCGAUCAGAAAUCAAACUCAGUCUUAAACUUGGGUACAUGAUAGCUAAUAAAUUAAAGUUUACCAGCUCGUUGGGAGAGAAAACAGUGUUUUGGCAGUAGGUGAUAUGUGAUUUAAGCUUCUGUUUAACUUAAUGCUAGGAAAGCGAUUUAUAACAUAUCAAAACGGGUUUAAAUGCCCUGCUUUAACCAAACAGAAACGGUUUUAUUGCGGUAACAAAUCGAAAACUACAGUCUAUGGCCCAUACUGAUAGGCAACUUAGCUAUUUUUUGUUGGUCUGCAGGUUUUAAAGAUGUAAGGGCAGAAAAGCUCCUCGCGAGUGGUAGCCCAAAAUGUGUAGAAUCAAAGCAAACUUAUGCCGAUGGAAAUUGUCUAUAUAUGGCCAUGUCAAGGAUCAUAUGUGGUGAUGAGGACAGACACGUAGAACAGCGCAUGAGAACAUUUAUAGAACUUUGCAAGAACAAGGACAAGUAUUUAAACGACUGCUAUCUGAAAGAGUCAACUAGUUUAGAUGACUAUGUGGAGAACUUAUUAGGGAGUAGCUUUGACUUAUCGUCCAAAACAAAGAGAAAACAGAAUACUGAACAUCAACGAGAGGGCUUUGAGGCAGGAAUUGUCGAUACCAUCAAGCCUGGCACAUAUUCAACCAUGUGGCAUUUUUUUGCACUCAGCAACAUCCUGGGUUUUCCUAUUCAAACCGUUUACCCGGAAGUUAAAGGCUCCCUUGUCAAUCGAAAUUAUGUCAAUGUCCUUAUCACACCUUCGCAGAUGCAGCAUCCGAAGGUAGCAUAUAUAAUGAGGACACACACAAGCAAUGUCGACUUUCAUGGUUGGACACCAAACCAUUUUGUUUUAUUGAUACCAGUACCACCAUUAGCAGUGGGUGCAGCUAAAGCGAAACCAUCAGCUCCUCCCUUAAGGUAG
Porites lobata is the source of this 1952-nucleotide messenger RNA. The record is from the annotation of a GenBank genome assembly. Lineage: Eukaryota; Metazoa; Cnidaria; Anthozoa; Scleractinia; Poritidae.